UAGGCCCCCGUCGCCGAGCGUUGCCAAGCAGAGCUGGACGCCGCCCGCUCCUCGGUCCCCGCCCUCCCUGGGUCCAGCCCAGGUCCUUCACCUAGCGGCCCUCGGCAGCCAUGGGCUCGGAGAUGGAACCGCUGCUCCUGGCCUGGAGCUAUUUUAGGCGCAGGAAGUUCCAGCUCUGUGCGGAUCUCUGCACGCAGAUGCUGGAGAAGUCCCCUUACGACCAGGAACCAGAUCCAGAAUUGCCCGUCUUUCAGGCAGCCUGGAUUUUGAAGGCGCGAGCACUCACGGAAAUGGUGUAUGUUGAUGAAAUUGACGUCGGUCGGGAAGGAAUCGCAGAGAUGAUCCUGGACGAAAACGCUAUUGCUCAGGUUCCACGCCCCGGAACAUCUUUGAAACUCCCUGGGACUGCCCAGACAGGAGUGCCUAGUCCGGCCGUCAGGCCGCUCACUCAAGCUGGAAGACCCAUCACGGGUUUCCUGAGACCCAGCACGCAAGGCGGGAGGCCCGGCACUAUGGAGCAGGCCAUCAGGACGCCCAGAGCCGCCUACACCGCCCGCCCGGUGACCAGCUCGUCCGGGAGAUUCGUGCGGCUGGGAACGGCGUCCAUGCUUACAAGUCCUGAUGGACCUUUCAUAAAUUUAUCUAGACUGAAUUUAACAAAAUAUGCCCAGAAACCUAAACUGGCAAAGGCUUUGUUUGAGUAUAUCUUUCAUCAUGAAAAUGAUGUUAAGACUGCUCUGGACCUGGCUGCCCUUUCCACGGAGCACUCGCAGUACAAGGACUGGUGGUGGAAAGUGCAGAUCGGCAAAUGCUACUACAGGUUAGGAAUGUAUCGUGAAGCAGAAAAACAGUUUAAGUCAGCCCUGAAACAGCAGGAAAUGAUUGAUACAUUUCUCUACUUGGCAAAAGUUUACAUCUCGUUGGACCAACCCGUGACUGCUUUAAACCUUUACAAACAAGGAUUAGAUAAGUUCCCAGGAGAAGUAACCCUCCUUUGUGGAAUUGCCAGGAUCCAUGAGGAGAUGAACGACAUUGCCUCUGCCGCCGAGCGCUACAAGGAGGUUCUGAAACAGGACAACACGCACAUGGAGGCCAUCGCCUGCAUCGGGAGCAACCACUUUUACUCCGAUCAGCCGGAAAUCGCGCUCCGCUUUUACAGGCGGCUGCUGCAGAUGGGGGUCUACAACUGCCAGCUCUUCAACAAUCUGGGGCUCUGCUGCUUCUACGCCCAGCAGUACGACAUGACUCUGGCCUCGUUCGAGCGCGCCCUCGCUCUGGCGGAAAACGAAGAAGAGGCGGCUGACGUCUGGUACAACCUGGGGCACGUCGCCGUGGGGACGGGAGACACGGGUCUGGCCCAUCAGUGCUUCCGGCUGGCUCUGGCCAACAACAACAGCCACGCCGAGGCCUACAACAACCUGGCUGUGCUGGAGAUGCGGAAGGGCCACGUCGAACAGGCAAAAGCACUGUUACAGACUGCGUCAUCUUUAGCACCCCAUAUGUAUGAGCCGCAUUUUAAUUUUGCAACCAUCUCUGAUAAGAUUGGAGAUCUACAGAGAAGCUAUGUCGCUGCUCGUAAGUCUGAAGAAGCAUUUCCAGAUCACGUGGAUACGCAACACUUAAUUGAGCGGUUAAAGCAGCACUUUGCUAUGCUCUGAUUGUUCCUGAGACCAAAUGCAUGUUUUUAGGAUGGGGCAUUACAGGAGAGAGGACUCCUCCCACCGUAAAAGGAAUGAUCUCCUGGAGGGCGGGCCCCUUGUAGUACUGGCUUCCCCCACUAGGUGGAUGUCCUAGGAACCCACCUGUAUCAGUGUACCAGCAGGCAGCGUUGUGAGAGGCUGCACUGAGUUUCAGUGAAUUUUUUUUUGAAGACUCAGUGCACUUGCCCAUUUCAUCAUGGGUGAUUUCCAAGCACGUCUACCUACACCGCGCUGAGUAUUCAGCAGUUUUUGACCAGAAACGGCAUGACCCCUGUGUUCCCUCCUUCCCGUUCGCCCGAUCUCACCCUGAGUGACUUUUUUUCUGUUUCCCUGGAUGGAAAUAGUCCUCAGAGGGAAACAGUUUGCCGAUGUGGAGGAGGGGAAACGAAAAGCUGCAGAAGCACUAAAAGCAUCAAAAUUGGCAUUGAGCAGGGAAAAGGUGCCUUGAUAGGUGUAUUGCAGCAAGUGGAGAGCACUUUGAAGGGGACUGAGUUUAAACAUGUAAGAAUAAAUGCACAAUUUUCAAUAAGUUUCUGUUUUGUGGGGGUUCCCCCUUGUGUAAUCGUAUAAGGGAAAAAUAGUGUGUGUGUGUGAACAUGUAUCUAUGGAAUACACACCUGUGCUUGAUAUUAGUGAAGAUGGCAUGCGGGAGUUGAAAUAAGGCUGUAAAUUAAAACUUUUAUAAUACCCCUAUAAUAUUAUGAAAGACAGGAUUUCAGCAUUUGUAAGUGGAUCAUGGAGGCUCUUCCCACAUUACACGGCAGAUGUUUGUUUUUAACGUUUAUAAAACAUUUUCAUGAAUUUCCUCACAUUUUUAUACAUACACAUUUUUAAUGUUCUUAAGCUUGCCCUUAACUAUCAUGUACCUUAAGAGGCCUGAAAUUUGCCUUUUAAAUUGUACUUUUAUGGCUAAAAGUGUGUAUAUUUAUCCUAACUAGAGACUUAUUUAAAGCUUAAAAAUUGUGUUUAAACUAUCAAAUGCUUUGUGAGAGGCUCUACAUUUUCUUACGUAUAGUGCUUUAAAAUAAAUCAGUGUGUAAAACACCAUCA
Messenger RNA from Phyllostomus discolor (pale spear-nosed bat), 2750 nucleotides. RefSeq names its product tetratricopeptide repeat domain 8 (gene TTC8). Gene Ontology annotation, molecular function: protein binding. Bases 111 to 1658 code for a protein of 515 amino acids. Gene Ontology annotation, biological process: non-motile cilium assembly. The transcript has 15 exons. Gene Ontology annotation, cellular component: BBSome; ciliary basal body; non-motile cilium. The record is from RefSeq and is a predicted model, not a curated record. Lineage: Eukaryota; Metazoa; Chordata; Mammalia; Chiroptera; Phyllostomidae.